Molecule: messenger RNA, 2861 nt
Organism: Rhipicephalus sanguineus (brown dog tick)
Lineage: Eukaryota; Metazoa; Arthropoda; Arachnida; Ixodida; Ixodidae
Product: glucoside xylosyltransferase 1
Exons: 7
Coding region: 705-1427 (240 amino acids)
Biological process (GO): protein O-linked glycosylation via N-acetylgalactosamine
Molecular function (GO): UDP-xylosyltransferase activity
Source: RefSeq, a predicted model, not a curated record
GCCUCUCUGUUUCAUUGUGUGUGGGUGUGACCAUCCAGAACUGCUGCACGGGCUAGAGCGUGGCAAGCCACCCUGAAUGAGUCGCAUCGGCAUAUUCCCGGAUAUUUGUUUUCUUGUAGUUUAGUUUGUGUGCGCGAUGAGAACAGCGGAUUUUGCUGACAUGUACCGAUAGCGCAUGCAGAAAAGCCAGCGCAUGAGAGUUGUUGACCGGGUUCUCGACAACUCACGACCAUAGGCGGCGCAUCAUUAGCACGCGCAGAUUAAGGAGCAUCAUGGCCGAUGUCCGCCUUACGCACCUAUUUUUCGCAUUGUGCGCGCUGAUGGUAUUUGGCUCCUUUCUUGUGACCCGGCUGGGGAUCGUCAAUUGAAAGUAAACUGGCCUGAGUUCCGUGAUGUAGCAGAACAAAGAGUCGAGGAAUCUACUACCUUCAGUUCUGUGGCACUUGCAAGGCCUCCUGUGAGUGAGAAAAUGACCCUUGUGUACGUCAUAUGCGAGCACCAUUUUGAUCUCGGCCUCGUUGCCAUCAAGUCAGCCGUAGCCUACUCCACGACGAGGCUACACCUUAUCGUCAUCGCAGAUAAGUACAACGAAGAAAGGAUGCGAAAUGAGUACUCCUCCUGGCCAGAUAGCGUCAAGAAGCGGGUCAGCUGUGAUGUGAUGCCUGUUCUGGUUCCCCAAGGAAAACUACCGCCAGUGGUGGGCAAUGUUCAGGCCUUGUACAACACAGAGGCUCUUUUUAACGCGUAUCCUGCCUAACGAGGAUGCUGUCCUCUACGUCGACACAGACGUGAUAUUUGUUCAUCCUGUCGAAGACUUUUGGAGAAAAUUCUAUGCCAUGAAUGAAUGGCAGAUGGCUGGCAUGGCACCGGAGACGGAGAACUAUACAAUGAACUACUACACAUUAAGGGCACUUCAUCCAUUCGUUCAACCGUUUGCAUUGAAUGCUGGGUUGCUGCUAAUGAACCUUACGCGCAUGCGUGCCUUCGACCUGGAGAACCGCGUGAUGCGGCUGAAGGAAGAGUUUGAAGGUCGCAUUCCAUGGGCCGACCAGGACUUGCUGAACAUCGUUUUCUCCCGGUAUCCGCAAGGGAUAUUUACAUUCACGUGCCGCUGGAACUACCGUGGAGAGCACUGCCACGGCGAAGCCCUCUGCACUGACGGCCCAAUCGCGGUUGUGCACGCAUCGCGCAAGAUGGUUCUAGACGGCCUCGAGCCCGCAUUUGUUACACUUCAUCGGACUAUGCAGAACUUCAAGCUUGGGCAAAAUCUCGUGGAUGACUUCAUCGUUCCUCUGAACGAGAGCCUUCAGAAUACUGCAUUGACGGGGUGCACUAUAGAGUUAAUGAAGCAGCUGGAUCUACUUCGGCUGUCUGCAAGUCGUGUCGACAACAGCACUGCCCGAGCUGCGGCCACAAGCAAAACGUAGUCGUGGAGUGCAUGUUCACGUGGCUGUAGCGAAGUUUCUUGGUGGCCGCAUUUUGCCGGAUGAGGAUCAUGUCGCGACCUCUGGUCACCGAAACAAUCGGAACAGACGAUUGUUAAAGGGGGCGCUUCACCUCAGAGAAAGCAUUCGAUUGACCGCGUUCGAAGGUACAUCAGUUGAGAGAUAUUCGCACACGGCAGGUAAUGAAUAGAUUCGAAAGAGCGUCGUUGCCUUCAGGAGAAAAGCUCGUUAAUCCGCUGACCACAGAGAGCAAAAUGUUGAUUCAUCAUCACUUUGUCUUCCUGAAGUUGUCAGAAAUAUUCAAUUUAUAAAAUAAAAAUGUAGGGAGUUGAAGUACGGUGCAAGCAAGCAAACCUCAACUGAGUGCACUUCAGUCUCAAUGAACUCGUCCCCUCAAAUCUGUAGUUCUGGGCUGACGUUGUUAUAUCAUCCGCAUCUGCUAAAGCACAUCAAGCGGAAGAAUUUCAUAUACCAACCUCGUGCUUAUCUCUAAUUGUUAAUACACUAUCAAGAUUUUUACAAAAGUCACUCAUUAACUAUGUUGUAUAAGAAAGAUUGUACGCCAAUAUUUUAAGCUGUACUUGUUGACUAGGUUCAGUUUAAGGAAGUAUUAUAUAACUGUACUUCAGAGUUACAGCAUCACAAAACUUCUUACUUAAUUGUGGUUUUGCAACGCCUAAUAUCUAUACUCAGAAAUAUUUAAAGGUACUUUGUCAUGUAAGAAAUUAGCUUCCUGCAUUUAGGACACACUAGCUUAGAAAAGUCAACCAACUGGCGUGAGUAUACAGAGAGCGAAACAUGAUCUUCACUCCCGCCUAUUUAGGCAUUGUCUCCUGGGGUGAAGCUGCCCGAUUAGUUUCACCACUUCAUAGCGGCCAGCCAUGCGGGCGAAAAGUAGGCGAUUCCAGAACAUGCUUAGGAGCUUCUGCCACGAACAAAUGCUCAAAGACCUAAUACGGUGGGCCGGAAUGAUAAAACAACUAAGUCCAUCUUUGCGCAGCGCACGAAAUUGACAAGGACACUGUCAAUUGUUCAUACGCGGUAUUUACUUAUCUAUAGUGCUCUUUAUGGAUGUGUCACUAAUUUAAUAAACAAUGUCGCUGAAUGGUCGAAUAUGCGCGAAGUCAUGAGAUCGCAAGAAAACUAGUGAACAGACGUGAGACGUGAGGUGUGCUUGCAUAACCUAUGCCAUCUUAAUGUACCCUAACCGACAAUCACUUACAUUUACACACCAACGUCACGUGCGAAGAACAGUGAAAGCGCUAACAAAGGCCAACAACGCCAUUAUUCCAAUGAAAGUUGCGAAAGCUAUUAAACCGCAUUUUUUUUUCGAAGGCCUUCAAAGCCUCACGCCUGACAGUUCGUUCGAAGUCAUUGGUGUGUCGGCCUGUGUGAAUAAACUCUAUUUAAGUUGGC